Molecule: messenger RNA, 2286 nt
Organism: Salmo salar (Atlantic salmon)
Lineage: Eukaryota; Metazoa; Chordata; Actinopteri; Salmoniformes; Salmonidae
Source: RefSeq, a predicted model, not a curated record
AACCACGAGUCAGACGCUGACGACCUAUGAUGCUAUUUGACACUUCUGUUUAAGAUAAAUCAUAACUUGGAACAACAGAAGGCUAUUCACAUGUGGAGAGUGGAAGGUCUGGAACUGCACGAUAAUAUAAAUGAAGUUACUGGACAUAAUAACCGCAUAUAUUUUAUGUCUAUGGCGCAGGUUUUGCGGAUUUCAUUCUUCAAUAAUUCUUACUUUCAAGCUGGAUCCGCUAUAUAAAUAAGUGAGACCUAAUUAGCGCGCUUCUUGCGUUUGCAUUAAAACGUAGCCUGACAAUCUGCAUCGACGGGAUAGGAGCUUAUUCAGCCAAACAUUAGUAACAGACAAAUUACAAUUAACAUCAGGCUGUUACUUUCUUAGAAGAAACAACAAAUGAACUGCAAGGUGGUGCUUAUUCAUUCCCGGCUCCAUAAUGGACUUGAAAGUUAUAUUCGAGGAGAUGACCCGGCCAUUGCCAAGGAGUAUAGGCCUACUAUUGGCGUCUUUGACUUUUCUCUUUGCCAUGCUCCUGUGGCGCAGGAUCAGGCGGAACUGGGAAGUACACAGCCCGCCUGGACCGUUCGCUUGGCCGGUCAUUGGGAACGCUGUAGAGCUUGGCAACACUCCUCACCUCUAUUUCUCUCGCAUGUCACGGAAAUAUGGGGAUGUCUUUCAAAUCAAACUCGGCUGCCGGGACGUUGUGGUACUGAAUUGCGACGCAAUCAGGCAGGCGCUCAUCAAAAAGGGAUUUGAUUUCGCAGGCAGACCUGACUUUGCCUCGUUUCAAUACGUUUCCAAUGGCGAUGGCAUUGCUUUUGGUACAUUUAGCGAAUGGUGGAAAGUGCAUCGAAAAGUGGCCCAAUCUACUGUUCGGAUGUUUUCUACCGGCAACAUGCACACCAAAAAGGCCUUCGAAAACCAUGUUUUCUGCGAAGUAAGGGAGCUGCUCCAUAUUUUCCUGGUAAAAACUAAAGAGCACCAAUAUUUCCAGCCGAUGACAUACUUGGUGGUAUCAACCGCUAACGUAAUGACCGCCGUGUGCUUUGGAAAGAGGUAUUCAUACGACGACGCAGAGUUUGCUCAAGUGGUGGGACGAAAUUAUCAAUUCACCCAAACAGUGGGAGCUGGAAGCAUCGUGGAUGUUAUGCCUUGGCUCCAGUAUUUCCCCAACCCAAUAAAAAACAUGUUUGAAAACUUUAAAGAACUCAACCAGGAGUUCAGUAAAUUUAUCCUUAAUAAAGUUGUCGAGCAUCGAAAGACCAUUCAGUCAAGCACCAUCCGGGACAUGACAGAUGCUUUCAUCAUGGCAUUGGACCAUUCUCAGGACAGCUCACCAAGGGUCUCACCAGGCAAAGAUUAUGUGCCACCCACUAUCGGUGAUAUUUUUGGAGCAAGCCAAGACACACUAUCUACUGCACUCCAGUGGAUCAUUCUGAUACUUGUGAGGUUUCCUCAUAUUCAGCUGCGUCUCCAGGAGGAAGUAGACAAAGUGGUCGACCGGAGCCAUCUGCCCAUCAUCGAGGACCAGUCGCAGUUGCCUUACGUGAUGGCCUUCAUCUACGAAAUGAUGCGCUUUACCAGCUUCGUGCCGCUCACCAUCCCCCACAGCACCAUCACCGACACCACCAUCAUGGGCUACACCAUCCCCAAGGACACAGUGAUCUUCAUCAACCAGUGGUCCAGCAACCACGACCCCACCAAGUGGACUCACCCGGAGACCUUUGACCCCCUGCGCUUCCUGGAUCAGGACGGCUCGCUGAACAAAGACCUGGCCAGCGGCGUGCUCAUCUUCUCCUUGGGAAAGCGGCGGUGCAUCGGAGAGGAACUGUCAAAGAUGCAGCUGUUCCUAUUUACAGCAUUGCUGGUGCACCAGGCCCACUUUAGUCCCGACCCGGACAAGCCACCCACCAUUGACUACACCUACGGACUGACCCUGAAGCCCAAUAACUUCUCCAUAGCAGUGAGUCUACGGGACAGCAUGGAAGUCCUGGAGAAGGCUAGUCAAAAGCCCCUCUAUGGGGGGACUCAGUAGGACACGGGCAACUCCAGAUCAGACUGAGAAUAGAGUCAAAUCAAAACAAAUCAAAUGUAUUUAUAUAGCCCUUCUUACAUCAACUGAUAUCUCAAAGUGCUGUACAGAAACCCAGCCUAAAACCCCAAACAGCAAGCAAUGCAGGUGUAGAAGCACGGUGGCUAGGAAAAACUCCCUAGAAAGGCCAAAACCUAGGAAGAAACCUAGAGAGGAACCAGGCUAUGAGGGGUGGCCAGUCCUCUUCUGACUGUGCCGGG